AUGAAGGAGCUCGAGCGCGUAGAGAGCGCUAUGGAAGACUACAAGAAGUGGAGUGCGAACGCCUUUCGCGCAGAGUGUAGAAUGCUCAGGACAGCGCCCGCCUCAUCGAACAAAUCGUCAUUUCUGGCUGCCCUCCGUGCCAGUCUGCUUGUGACGGAAGGUGUUACGGCUAGUGGAGUCAUGCAGAGCCCUUUCCAUCGGUCCAAGCUUGAGCGGAAAACGCGGCGCUUACAGCGUCUAGGGUGCGCCAUUACCAGUAAACACGAUGGGUUGCCGUUGGCUAUGAACAGCUUGCAAACGGCAGACGAGGAAGCCGAAUUGAUAUAG
Messenger RNA from Phytophthora infestans T30-4, 327 nucleotides. RefSeq lists its product as uncharacterized. The transcript has 3 exons. Bases 1 to 327 code for a protein of 108 amino acids. NCBI's taxonomy places the organism in Eukaryota, Oomycota, Peronosporomycetes, Peronosporales, Peronosporaceae. The record is from RefSeq and is a predicted model, not a curated record.